This is a messenger RNA of Branchiostoma belcheri (Belcher's lancelet), 4802 nucleotides long. RefSeq names its product titin-like. NCBI's taxonomy places the organism in Eukaryota, Metazoa, Chordata, Leptocardii, Amphioxiformes, Branchiostomatidae. Bases 1765 to 2388 code for a protein of 207 amino acids. The record is from RefSeq and is a predicted model, not a curated record. The transcript is spliced from 5 exons. Gene Ontology annotation, molecular function: protein binding.
CAUUUACCAUUUAUACGUGUUAAAGUUAAAUGAGGGUGAACAUAAAUAAACAUUAUUUAUUGAAAUCAAGAAGUGAUAGAAUUAAGAUAAGGCUGUCAUUGGGUCCAGAAUAUGAUUUACUGAUAUAAUCCAUGAUGGGAAUCGAUUGAAGAUAUCUUGUUAUGUCUGUAGAACCCGCCCAACAAGACCAGGCUCACAGCAGAAGCCAACCGUGACGAUCAAGCGUCAAACGGGGACGUGCUGGCCACCGGAACGGUGGUAAGGCGGCGGGACACUACGGGGGCACUGUAGCAUAUCAUUACUUUCUUAAAUUGGUAAAUACAUUGGUCGGUUACAAAAUGUGUCACAGGAUGUAAACCACUGGUAACAAGGCGGCAUACACGUAAAAUACACAAAUGCAACGGAAGAAUUAACGUCGUCAAAUUCUACACAAUACAGAACUAGAAGCGAAUUGAUUGCAUCCUAAACGUAAAUCGUUUCUGUGUUGUGUAAAGUAGUGGAUAAGCUCGUACCGUACUUAGAAAGAAGUCAAUAUUAAAAUGGUACUUAAAAUGAGCAUUUUAAAACUUAUUUAUGACAUCAUGUUGUUCAUUUCGUUUCCUUCAUCUUUUUAUUAGGAUUCCAAGCGGACAAAGAGGACAGGAGACAGAAUUUUUUAACGUUUUAGUUUUGUGGUACCUAUAUUUUUGAUGACGUCGUUGUAAUUUAGUGUUAUACUUUUUAGUUCACCUUAGACGUCGUUUUAAUUUAGUGUUGUAUUUUCACUUGUAGUCUUAAAUGUUCGACGAAGAAGAUAUUAAAAGAAUGAUGACAAUGAAGAUGAUGACGGCUUUAUUGCUAGUAAAACAUUUUGCAAGCCGAAGGUUGAAUCGCACGUUUUAUGACAUCAUUGUCCACCUUAACAAAAAAGUCUAAGAUUGAAUAUUAAGGUUUACUAGGACUUGGCAACUACACCAACGUUUUAUGUGAAAAACAAAAAUAGUAAAAAGUGACCCCAAUGGCCUGACCAAAACUGGCCUACCAUUGGGCUAACCAAUAAAUUUCUAGCAUAGUGAGGAAAUUAUCUAAACACUAAAGGGAAAACGAAGGGCUCUCACCAUUGUUUUGGCCCGAUUUCUGGUUACAUGUCAGAUCGACAGUCAGUAAAAAGCUGUAACGUUACAUGUAUGGCUGGUAUCUAUGUAAAAAGGUAGUGGCUUGUUACUGAUAAAAUUGCAAAGAACAGAUGACAAUCUGUGAAACUGAACCAAAUUUUGUUCAUAACCAUGAUUCUAAAACUUCAAGGUCAUCAUAGAAAAAUGAGCAAAAUAUGUCAUGUAAGGGUGUGAAACCUGUCAUAAUAAUCAUGAUUGUAAAAUUGACUUUUGUAGGUUGAAUGAUUGCAUGAUAUUACAGAAUAGUCUUUGAGGGUUUUUGAGUGAUAUUUAUAAUGUUUAGAUCAUAGCAUCUAAUAGCCAUGCCCCCCUCCCCACUUUCAAGGUCACCCAUGCCCAACUAUUCUACAACUUUCUGAAGAGUUUCCCCAAGGUGAUUUUAACAUUUUUUAAUAAUGUUUAGGUCAUAAAAUCUAAUCAUGAUUAUGCCCCCCUCCCCACUCUCAAGGUCACCCAACUGUUCUACAACUUCCUGGAACUGUCGGAGGGCGAGGCGUACACGUUCCGUGCCUGCGCGGUGAACGCCGUCGGCGCUGGGCCGUAUGCACAGACUCCACCCGUGGAGACCAGGGAGAAACUCAUUCCCCCUGGCAUCAGACUGCAGGAGGAGAUGACAGUCCGUGCAGGAGAGACCAUCAACAUCGCGGCCGGCAUCACCGGCAAGCCCGUCCCCGCCAUCAGCUGGGAGCGCGGCGGGAAGCCUCUCAUGGCCGUGGACCGCGUCAGCCUGGUGAACGACGCCUCCUCCUCCAACCUGGACAUCAGGAAGUGCAUGAGGAAGAUCGACCAGGGAGUGUAUCAGGUUACAGCCAAGAACAAGGUCGGCACGGCCAGCAAACAGAUCAAGGUCACCAUCCUGGAUGUUCCUGGCGAGCCUAACGACGUGAAGAUCAGCCGUGUGUUCGCGAACGAGAUGACGGUGACGUGGAGCAAGCCGUACCAAGAUGGCGGCAGCCCCAUCACCAAUUACGUGGUGGACCGGCGCGACGUCCACAUGGUCACCUGGACUCAGGUGUCCGCUAGCAUCGACCCCAAGAAAAUGGUGAUUGUAGCCCACAAGCUGCUGGAAGGUGUGGAGUAUGUGUUCCGUGUCAGGGCAGAGAACAACAUCGGAGUCGGCCCACCAGCCGAGUCCAAACCUACCCUGGCCAGGAGCCCAUAUGGCCCACCUGGACCACCAGAAGCACCAGAAAUCACGGCAUCCGGUCGGAACUGGCUGAACAUCGUCUGGUAAAAGCCGAAGGACGACGGCGGCGCGCCCGUUAGCAAAAACCCGACACAAGGCUGACAGUACAAUUUUACUGAAAGGUCAAGAUCCCGACCUACCCGUGCACUCGAGCCGGCGUGGCCGGUUCCAGGCGAGAGCGCCCAGGUCCUGAAGCUGUAGUGUGUUCGGAGGAAGGGAAAAUCAUUAAUUCUGAUUCAGAUAAAGGUAACACCUUAAUUGUCGUUUGAUAAUCAUUACAAUAAGAAGGGCAAGGAAUUUGAGGUUCCCGAACAGGUUGCUUCUUUUCCGAGAUCAGUAUUUUCUCACAAGCUAACGUAUUCUGAGUUUAAAAAGAGGAAAGAAGCAUUUCCCACUCCGCCUAAUGUUGAAUUCGCGCUUCGGGCGCCGACUCUAGACGCAGUAGCUAUGUGGAUAAUAUGAUUAAGCAUGAUACUGUCAGCACUGAUAAGAGUUUUCAAUUAGUGAUUGCCAGGACCAGAUGCUUAUGAAUGAUAGCCCAUUAGUAGGAUUGUUAGCAGCAAUUAAUGGUUCUGACCAUCCUCUAAACACUGGAGACGGUUUGCAAUCGUCUUUGGUGUCUUGGGGAUCUGCCUUCUCUACCAUAAGUCAGUAUAGGCGUAAGAUGUGUGGCAAGGAAAUGAAAUAAGAUAUGAAACAUGUUUGACUGACUUGCCAAUCGCUACUUUCUUUUUUUCCCCGUCUGUAUGGUGCAGGGAAAUAAAAUCGAUCCUGAAACUUCAGGGUUCAGAACUGGUCGUGAACGUACCCGUAUAUGAGAAUGCAGAGAACAAGGAUAUAGCAACCAACAUAUUAAUCAAACAGCUCGAAGAAGUGGCCAAAGGUAGGCCAUGCCUUGACCCUGCUCAACUCCCGGCGUACCGUCCCAUCAACAUCUGUCCAAAAUACCACCUUGGGACGUCUAUUCAGGCUAAAGUCUGGCAAGGCAGCGGGGCCGGAUCAGCUGAACAAUAGAAUACUGAAGGAGUUUGCUUAUGAACUUAGCAAUCCUGCCACACAUAUCAUAAACACAUCCCUUAGAGAAGACCGUGCACCACAGAUGUGGAAGGAUGCGACAGUGGUGCCGUUUCCAAAAUCACAACCGCUAACAAUGGACAAAUUGCGACCUGUAUCACUAACAUCUCAACUUGCAAAAGUGGCAGAGUACUUCAUAUCGAAAUGGUUGAUCACCGACAUCAGAUCAUCAUUGGAUCCUAGGCAGUUCGGGUGUUUAGAGGGUCAAUCUACCUUGGUAACCUCGUCACCUCCCUGUGCCGAGAAUCUGAGAGACAAAACGUGAGCACACUGGUAUUCACUGAUAUUUCUAAGGCAUUUGAUCGUAUUGAUCAUACAGUUGCUAUACAAAAACCGAUCAGUGUUGGAGCAAGAAGCUCGCUUAUCCCUUGGAUUUGUGAUUUUCUAACGCAAAGACGGGGGUCAACUGUCCAAUUGGGAAGCCCUCACAUGCUCUGUCCCACAAGACACACUUCUGUGCCCACUUAUCUUCCUGGUCGUAUUUGACGACGCCAUUAGAACUGCAGCUGCGGAACAAUGGAAAUACGUGGAUUAUUUAACCUUGGGUGAGUAACGGAAAUGCGCUAUACCUCCGACAUUGCAAACGGAGUUAGACUGUUUUAAAGACUGGUCAAAGAAUAACCACCUAUUACUUAACCAGGACAAAUGUCAGACCAUGGUUGUCUGUUUCAUGAGGGUCCCUCCCCCACCAUCAACCCUUCUCAUCGACCGGACGGAACUAGAGGCGGUAUGAGUCAUGUGCCUGUUGAGGGUUUGGAUCCAGAAUAACUUGAAUUGGGACAAACAGGUGGACGUAAUGAUUGACAAAGCAGGUGGUCGUCUCGUCAUGCUGUGCAAGCUCAAGCGUGCCCAACUACCACUCUCGGACCUACUACAGAGCAUAUGUGAGACCAGUAUUGGAAUAUUGUGUUCCGGUAUUGCAGCCAGAACUGACCAGUACCCGGACUGUAAGGUUGGAGAGAGUGCGGAAGAGGGCACCUCGAACAGAUGAAGAAGUCUAUUCCACACAGUAGUACAAAAACAUGGAGGCCAUGGCUAAGGAAGUAAUAGAAACAUUCAGAACUGCAAAAUUGAGCAGCACUCCACUUCAGUCUUUUAGCAGCAAUGCACAGUGAUACCAAUAACAUUUACGUAUCGCCAGUAAGCUACACAGAGAAAUAGACAAGGGAGUUGUGGAACAAUACUAUACAAACACGAGACCAUAGGAACGCCACCGACAAACACAGCUUUGUCCAACGACCUCCACAGCUGCACUGGCACGUAAUCCCUCCUUCAACAAGCACACUGUAUAUAUCCAUCCGCAAGAAUAUUUGACAAGCCUGCAUGUCUAACGAAGAACUCCUGAUAGGACGUAAACAGUCACAUAAAUACAGUUCAGUUUGUAAUUU